Messenger RNA from Linum trigynum, 2106 nucleotides. The record is from the annotation of a GenBank genome assembly. NCBI's taxonomy places the organism in Eukaryota, Viridiplantae, Streptophyta, Magnoliopsida, Malpighiales, Linaceae.
AUGGCGCAGCUACAGAUCAAGAUCAACCUCAAUCCUCCUCCGACUAAUCGUCUCGUUAACAAUAACCACUAUUCCACCACUCCCAUGCUCCUCUGCCGCCGCCGCCGCACCUCCGCCCCGGCGCUCCUCCUCCACCUCCCCCGACCCGCUGCUGCCACGCCUCCGUCGCCUCACCAUCUGUUUUCCCCUCCCGUCAAGCCGUACCGAAAAAGGAGAGUUGACUCUGCGGUUCGGGACCCACCGGAAGUAGCGGAGGAGUCUUCGGAAAACGGCAGCGCCGCCGUGAGGUUUAGGAAAGCUGCUGCGGCGGCGGCGGGGGAGGAGUAUCCCGCUGACGGCGGCGCGUUUGGAGUGAGGAAGGAGUUGGGGAGGUGGGAUGGCUUCCUCCUCAAGCUUCGGAUGCUCAUUGCUCCCCCCUGGCAGCGUGUUGCGCACGGCAGCGUCUUGUGCAUGCACUUGCGCGGCGAGAUAUCAGAUACGGCGAAGGGUCGGUUUUUGGGGGCGGAACUGGCGCUGCCACAAGUGUGCGAGAACUUUGCGAAAGCGGCAAACGAUCCGCGCAUUGCCGGAAUCUAUCUCAAGAUCGACGGCUUGGAGUGCGGGUGGGGGAAGCUGGAUGAAAUCCGUCGCCAUAUUUUGGAUUUCCGGAAAUCAGGCAAAUUUGUUGUUGGGUACAUGUCAUUCUUGAAGGAGAAAGAGUACUACCUGGGUUGUGCCUGCGAUGAGCUAUACGCCCCCUCAUUUGCUCACUUCUCUUUGUAUGGCUUUGCCUUGACGUCAGUCUUCCUGAGAGGUGUGCUAGAGAAGAUGGGGAUCGAACCGGUGUACCAGAGGAUUGGGAAGUACAAAAAGGCAGGGGAUCAAAUGAUGCGCAAGACUAUUGCCGAACCACAUCUCGAAGUCUUGACCCUGUUGCUCGAAAACAUACAUGAGAACUGGGUGGCCACAGUUUCUUCCUCCACAGGGAAGAAAAGAGAAGAUAUAGAGGAAUUCCUGAAUGAAGGAGCGUACAGGAUGGAGAGGCUGAAAGAGGAGGGCUUCAUCACAGACGUAUUCUACGAAGACCAGGUCAUGGAACUGUUGAAAAAGAAAGUUGGCCUCCAAGAAGACAAGAUUCUACCUACUGUUGAUUACAGGAAAUAUUCAAGGGUUAAAAACUGGACGUUGGGUUUAAAUGGUGGCAAAGAUGAAAUAGCUGUGAUCCGAACGUCUGGCCUCAUUGUCAAUAGCUGGAGCUUGCUGAAUUUCCCUGGAUCUGGUAUCAUCCCCGCCGACGUUAUUAAACAGAUUCGUCUCGUGAGAGAUUCCAAAAAAUAUAAAGCCGUGGUCAUCAGAAUCGACAGCGCUGGCGGUGAUGCCCUUGCAUCUGAUUUAAUAUGGAGGGAGGUUCGACUUUUAGCGACGAAGAAACCGGUAAUAGCAUCGAUGUCGGACACGGCGGCCAGCGGUGGGUACUACAUAGCAAUGGGAUCCACCGCCAUCGUGGCAGAAAAAUUAACGCUAACCUCAUCAGUUGGUGUUAUUCAAGGGAGGUUUAACCUUGCGGAACUGCACCGAAGAAUUGGCUAUCACAAGCACGUAGUAUCAAAAGGCAAAUAUUCCGAGUUUAAUAUUGCUGGGCACCGACCUCUAAGGCCAGAAGAAUCGGAGCUUCACGAGAACAUUACUAAGCAUGUGUACAAGGAAUUUCGUGACAAGGCAGCAUUUUCCAGAUCCAUGAGCGUGGAAGAGAUGGAGAAGGUAGCACAAGGCAGAAUCUGGCAUGGCGCCGAUGCUGUUUCCUGCGGUUUAGUGGACGCAAUCGGCGGGGUCUCACGCGCCGUCGCCAUUGCCAAACGCAAAGCCAAUAUCCCCGACGACAAACCGGUGAAGGUCGUGGAGCUGUCGAGGCCUAAUUCGUCACUGCCGGAGAUGAUUAUGGCAUUAGGGACCGUUAUGGCUGGAUUGGGCAAAACUGCCCAAGCCAUUUCACCAGCUGGCCUGAAAUUCUUCGACGACGAUGGUGGGGUGGAAGCUCGAAUGGAUUUCGACUUUCAAAGCCUAGAUGGAGCUUCUGAUCCCAACCUUAUGCUCACUCUAAUGAAAUGUUUCCUCGGCUCCAUCUGA